Schistosoma curassoni is the source of this 1580-nucleotide messenger RNA. The record is from the annotation of a GenBank genome assembly. Lineage: Eukaryota; Metazoa; Platyhelminthes; Trematoda; Strigeidida; Schistosomatidae.
GGUAUAACAAGGCACAGUAAAUUCGUCGUUUCUAUCCGACCAAGGUCGAAGUUGGAGGAAAAACAAACGGAAUUGAUUUGUGACUUCAAGGACGCUACGGGUAUGCUUAUUCAAGUUUUAACUUAACACUUGUUAACUGUUAAGUGCUACCAUAUUUAGGAGUAAGUAAUAGGUUAAGGGAACUACCAUCACCAAGUCUAAUUUCACUGUCCAUCGAUUACUAACAACAAUAUACCUGAAGACUGAGCACAAACCUGUUUACGACUGGAAACUUCCCAACCUGUUCGGAAAUCCUAUCGCGGCCAUGUUCGUAGUUCUCUCGGCGUUAAUUGUUGCAUGUUUGGAUCAGAUCGUAUGCUUUGGCGUGGGUCCUGUCACAUCACCUGCUACUUUUCGAAUUGGCUCAAAUGAUUCAAACAUACUAUUGCAAGGCUAUAUAAAUAUAACUUUGGCUUACACAAAGGUUCAAAAACCACCUGUUGUAGUUUCAAUUGAUUCGGCAACUCAGGGAGGAUUUCAAGUUUCGGGUUAUUUCGAAAAGGAGAUAGAAAGUUUGGACUUAUCUUGGAAAACAGAUUGGUCAAACAGUACUUGGAACCUAACAUUUCAAUUCGCCAAGUCUGAAAAUAGUUACAACCUCAGUGAAAUUAGCUUACUUUAUGAACUGGAUGAUUUGCCGGGUUUAAGAUAUGCAUCAAAUAACCGUUCACUAUUUUCCGUUACAAUCGGUUCAUACUAUUCUUGUCAAGCUGAACAGAACAUAGUUUUAAACCAUUCCACACCGAAUCCUGUAACUGUUAAACUAACUUUGUCUCAGUUGAGAGUUCAAGCAUUCAGACAUGGUUUAGAGCCUGAAUUUAAUGGUAUCAUGGUUCAGUGCUUACUCGACUAUCAUUUAGAUAGAGUUGUUCCAAUUGUCAUUGGUAUAUCGUUAGCGGUAAUGAUUAUCGUUGCGCUGAUCGCAUUCAUUAUCACAAGUCGACGUAAUUGGAAUAUCAGUGGAAGCAGUGGCAGUGGUGGCUACCAACAAAUCUGAGUGUAUGAAGAGACCUGACUAUAUAUAUAUGACUAUUAAUAACAAUGGUUUAUGAUCCAACUUGGCCUAUGAUUUGCUAUUUGUAUGCCAUGUGGAAACAAUUUGUUCAUAAUUACUACGAUAAUUAUACCUGUAAUUUUUUUCCGGUUCUUAAAAAAUUGAUUACUGAAAUUUCUUGACUACUCCUUGGAGCCCGUUUUAUUUUGUUUAUUUGGAUCUAUCCGUUUUUUCUAAUUGCAUACAUGCUUUAAAUCCCUUAUCAUCAAACACCAAUAAGAUAUUACGCUGUUCUUCUGUACUGAAUCUCAUAGAUACAUAAUCGUUAUUUAUUUUGGUUAAUUUACUCAAAAUAAUCUCUUCAAUAUAUAUAUAUAUAUAUUUAAUUUACCUAAUUUAUUUCAGACAGAAAAGAAAAUAUUUUUCCAGUUUUCUAGUUUUACUGAGUUUUGCAAUUAGCUAAAAUCCUGUUGAAAUUACUUUCUGUAAAGAAUUCUUUCUAUGUUGUAAUGAAUUUGACAGAACUAACAACAAUAGUCCAACCUUU